AUGUCUAAUUUUACAAAUGCUAAACCUUAAAGAAAAUAUAGAGAAAGAGCAUAACCUGUAAUUAAAAAUCUUAUGAAUUUAUUAGACAUCUAGAUAAUUUCUUGGUAUUUUAGAAAAGCAUGGUGAUUAUAAAAAGAGAGCUAUAAAUUAUUAGAGAAAGAAAGAAUAAUUACAAAAAUUACAAUUGAAAGCUGCUUUAAGAAAUAAAGAUGAAUUUAAUUUUAGAAUGCUUAAAAGUAAAGUAAAGGAUGGUGUGGUGUAUGAAGAUUAAGAUGAAAGUAGUGGUGAUGAAUAAGAAAUCCUUAAAUAAAUUAAAACUCAAAAUUAAAAUUUACUUAAAGCCUCUAUUUAACAAAAAGAAAAAGUAAAAAUAUUAUUUUUUAAUAAUUACUAGUUAACUGAGAAACUCAAGGAAGACUUAGCAAUGGUAUAAUUUGAGUAACCUACACAUAAAUUCUUUUUGAAAGAAGCAAGGAAAAAGAGUUUUGAUUAAAUUGAAGAUAAAUUGUAAGGUGAAGCAUAAUAAUCUACUCCAAAUUCUGAAUUAACUUAAAAGAUAAAUAAAUUAACAGAAGCUUUAUAUGAGAAAGAGAGAAUGAAACGAUUUUAUGUGGCUAUUACAAAAUCAAAAACUAAAGUAAAUUUAUAAUCUUUCAUAUUUAUUUAGGAUAAUGUAACAGCCAAACCUCACUAAAGAAAAAGAAUCAAGAAAGGCAAAGGAAAAGGAUUAUUUGAGAGAAGCAGAUGA
Molecule: messenger RNA, 748 nt
Organism: Paramecium primaurelia
Lineage: Eukaryota; Ciliophora; Oligohymenophorea; Peniculida; Parameciidae
Source: the annotation of a GenBank genome assembly